CUUCUCCUAUUCCACUCUUCCCCACCACUCCGUAACUUCCAUUGCCUUGCCUUGCCAUGGCCUCAAACUCCAUGGCUGGCUUCAUCACCGGCUCUCAUGCUCAUUCUUCACGUGAUUCCAAUGAGCAUCAGGUCCCUACCCGUCAACCUUCAUCAAAAACAUGUCGUGUCUGUGGUGAUGAGAUUGGAUAUAAGGAAAAUGGAGAACUGUUUGUGGCUUGUCAUGUGUGUGGAUUUCCUGUGUGUCGACCAUGUUAUGAGUAUGAGAGGAGUGAAGGAAACCAGAGCUGUCCUCAAUGCAACACUCGCUAUAAGCGCCAUAAAGGUUGUCCUAGAGUGGCUGGAGAUGAAGAAGAUAACUUCGAUGCCGAUGAUUUGGAUGAUGAGUUUCCAAUUAAGAAUCACCGAGAAGAUCUAGAUCGGGAACACGAUGUUAACCAUGUGGGAAAUGGGGACUAUAAUCAAGAGAAAUUGCAUCCGAAUGGUCAGGUUUUCUCUUCAGCUGGGAGUGUUACUGGCAAGGAUUUUGAUGGGGACAAAGAUUUCUAUAGCAAUGCAGAAUGGCAAGAAAGAGUAGAGAAAUGGAAAGUCAGGCAAGAAAAAAGAGGUCUUCUAAACAAAGAAGACGGAAAAGAAGACCAAGGUGAAGAUGAUGAUUACAUUUUGGCUGAAGCUAGACAACCAUUGUGGCGCAAGGUUCCAAUAUCUUCAAGCUUAAUCAAUCCCUAUCGCAUAGUGAUUGUGAUGAGGCUGGUCAUCCUUGCUUUUUUCUUUAGAUUCCGAAUCUUAACCCCAGCAAAUGAUGCAUAUGCCUUGUGGCUAAUCUCUGUUAUAUGUGAGAUAUGGUUUGCAUUGUCAUGGAUUCUUGAUCAGUUCCCCAAGUGGCUCCCCAUCACUCGAGAGACUUACUUGGAUCGCUUAGCCUUAAGGUUUGAGCGUGAAGGGGAACCUAACCAACUAGCUCCAGUUGAUUUCUUUGUGAGUACUGUGGACCCUCUGAAGGAACCUCCCAUUAUAACAGCCAACACUGUCCUUUCAAUCCUCGCUGUUGACUACCCUGUUGACAAGGUCAGCUGCUAUGUCUCAGAUGAUGGUGCAUCCAUGCUUCUGUUUGAUUCCUUGGCAGAAACUGCUGAGUUUGCAAGAAGAUGGGUUCCCUUUUGCAAGAAGUAUAACAUAGAGCCAAGGGCUCCCGAGUUUUACUUUUCUCAGAAAAUUGAUUACUUAAAAGAUAAGGUGCAACCUACGUUUGUGAAGGAAAGAAGAUCCAUGAAGAGGGAAUAUGAAGAGUUUAAGGUGAAAAUUAAUUCUUUGGUGGCAAAGGCUCAAAAGAAACCUGAGGAAGGGUGGGUGAUGCAGGAUGGAACUCCAUGGCCAGGGAACAACACUCGUGAUCAUCCAGGAAUGAUUCAGGUAUAUUUAGGAAGUGCUGGUGCACUAGAUGUUGAAGGCAAGGAAUUGCCACGACUUGUGUAUAUUUCACGUGAAAAACGACCUGGAUAUCCACACCACAAGAAGGCUGGUGCCAUGAAUGCUUUGGUUCGAGUUUCUGCCGUGCUUACGAAUGCGCCAUUCAUGUUGAAUUUGGAUUGUGAUCACUACGUCAAUAAUAGCAAGGCAGUAAGAGAGGCUAUGUGCUUUUUAAUGGACCCCAACCUUGGGAAGAAGUUGUGCUAUGUUCAAUUUCCACAAAGAUUUGAUGGUAUUGAUCGCCAUGAUAGAUAUGCUAACCGCAACACUGUGUUCUUUGAUAUCAACAUGAAAGGGCUUGACGGGAUUCAAGGUCCAGUAUAUGUUGGUACUGGAACUGUGUUCAACAGGCAGGCAUUGUAUGGUUACGAUCCACCCGUGUCGGAGAAAAGACCAAAGAUGCAUUGUGACUGUUGGCCAUCAUGGUGUUGCUUUUGUUGUGGUGGUUCAAGAAAGUCCAAGUCAAAAAAGAAAUCAGGAAAAGGUCUCUUCAGUGUGUUCUCCAAGAACAAAAACAAAAAGAAAAUGAUGGGGAAAGACUAUGUUAGAAAAGGGUCAGGGUCCAUGUUUGAUCUUGAAGAGAUUGAAGAAGGGCUUGAAGGGUAUGAGGACUUGGAGAAAUCAUCCCUCAUGUCCCAGAAAAGUUUUGAGAAACGAUUCGGGCAAUCACCAGUCUUCAUUGCUUCCACCUUGAUGGAAAAUGGAGGACUUCCAGAAGGCACAAAUAGCCAAUCAUUGGUCAAGGAGGCCAUUCAUGUUAUAAGCUGUGGCUAUGAAGAGAAGACUGAAUGGGGAAAAGAGAUUGGGUGGAUUUAUGGGUCAGUCACAGAAGAUAUUUUGACUGGAUUCAAGAUGCAUUGUAGAGGAUGGAAAUCAGUAUAUUGCAUGCCAAAGAGACCAGCUUUCAAGGGAUCUGCCCCAAUAAAUCUAUCAGAUAGGUUGCACCAAGUUCUGAGGUGGGCUCUUGGUUCUGUUGAGAUUUUCCUUAGUCGCCACUGCCCCUUGUGGUAUGGUUAUGGAGGAAAACUCAAGUACCUAGAGAGACUAGCUUACACUAAUACCAUUGUUUAUCCAUUCACCUCCAUUCCUCUGCUUGCCUACUGCACAAUUCCUGCUGUGUGUCUCUUGACUGGAAAGUUCAUCAUUCCCACACUGACAAACCUUGCUAGCGUUUGGUUUAUGGCUCUUUUUAUCUCCAUCAUUUUAACAAGUGUGCUUGAGCUCCGAUGGAGUGGCGUUACAAUUGAAGCCCUGUGGAGAAAUGAGCAAUUUUGGGUCAUUGGAGGCGUUUCUGCUCACCUUUUUGCUGUGUUUCAAGGUCUGCUCAAAGUUCUUGCUGGAGUAGACACGAAUUUCACAGUGACAGCAAAAGCGGCAGAAGACAGUGAGUUUGGAGAGCUCUAUCUCUUUAAGUGGACCACACUUCUGAUCCCUCCAACCACUCUGAUAAUCUUGAACAUUGUUGGUGUUGUGGCUGGAGUGUCUGAUGCCAUAAACAAUGGGUAUGGUUCAUGGGGACCUCUGUUUGGGAAGCUGUUCUUUGCCUUUUGGGUCAUUGUUCACUUAUACCCUUUCCUCAAAGGUCUAAUGGGAAAGCAAAACAGGACUCCUACCAUUGUGGUGUUGUGGUCAAUCCUUCUAGCAUCUAUUUUCUCAUUGAUUUGGGUCAGGAUUGAUCCCUUCUUGCCCAAGCAAACAGGUCCAGUGCUUAAACAAUGUGGGGUGGAAUGCUGAGACUGUCAAUGCUCCAAACUCAUUUGACGAGUAAUGGCACUUGUGUGCAUCAUUUUAUUUUUCUUAUUGCUAUUGAGUGGUUUGCUUUGAUGAGAACAAUUAUCUCUGUACAUAUAUAGUCUUCUUGAAGGAGAAAUUUGAGUCUGAUUGGAAUGUAUUCAUUUCAUGAUACAACAGAACCCUAUAUCAUACCAAUGUCAUUGUUUGGAAAAACAUAUAUUGAGUUUUGAUGAUAGCAGUUGAUUUUUCA
Vigna angularis (adzuki bean) is the source of this 3453-nucleotide messenger RNA. Its product is annotated as cellulose synthase A catalytic subunit 4 [UDP-forming]. Gene Ontology annotation, molecular function: cellulose synthase (UDP-forming) activity. The transcript is spliced from 12 exons. Gene Ontology annotation, biological process: cellulose biosynthetic process; plant-type primary cell wall biogenesis. Gene Ontology annotation, cellular component: trans-Golgi network; plasma membrane. Bases 57 to 3203 code for a protein of 1048 amino acids. NCBI's taxonomy places the organism in Eukaryota, Viridiplantae, Streptophyta, Magnoliopsida, Fabales, Fabaceae. The record is from RefSeq and is a predicted model, not a curated record.